AUGUUCGUGGAUAGGAAGGAAAAGUACACACUUCUCGCACUUUUACUAUUACGAGCGGCAUUAGUGUACGGUGCUCGUAGGAAUCUUAUUGCUCUGAAUGAACGUUCCAAUCAGUCCGGCAUGAUAAGAGGUAUCUCGGAGAUGGUAAACCUGUUAGCGCCCAAAUCGUUAGUGAUUUUGGUACAAAACGAAACAAAAAUCGAUCGGCUCGACAAGCUCACCGUAAUGAUCCAUCAUCAUAACAUACCCACCUGUGUCUAUUACGAUCUGGAACAGUACUUCAGUUUAAUUGAGGAAAAUCUCGAACAAUCGCUGGAAAUUACAUCACUCAUAUUCUGCCAUCCGGAAGACAUGCUGCAGGACAUUACCGACCGACGGUUGGCACAUCGACUAAGUUUGUUCAUCUUUUAUUGGGGUGCUUCGCAACUGCCGGCUACGCUGAACCAUAAUCUGCUAAAGGAACCCUUCCGAGUGGCCAUCAUUACGAACCCAAGGCGCAAUAUCUUUCGGAUAUUUUACAAUCAAGCCAAACCAAACAACCGUGGAGAUAUGGUGAGUGUAAACUGGUUCGAUGGGAACGAUAUGACGUUCAAGCGGGUGCCACUGCUUCCCUCACCGACGGAGGUCUACAAGAACUUUGCAGGGCGCAUUUUUAACAUUCCGGUCAUACACAAACCUCCAUGGCAUUUCAUCGUUUAUGGCAACGUGAGCGCCAACGCAGCUGAAAUGACGAACGGUACCAACAGUGACGACGCCGUGGGAUUCGAAAUGGAGCUGGAAAAGAAUGUGACGGUCGAAAGUGACGAUACCUAUUUCACGGUGAAAGGUGGACGCGAUCAUAACCUGAUGCAGCUGAUCGCGGAGCGGAUGAAUUUCAGCUUUCAGUACGUGGAACCACCCGAAAAGAUCCAGGGUAUAGCUCUCGGGUCGGAGGACAACGCUAGCUUUUCGGGCGCCCUUGGAAUGCUCCAGCGCAGGGAGGUGGAGUUAUAUCUAGGGGACGUUGCUGUGACCUGGGAAAGGAUGAAAGCGGUCGAGUUUUCUUUCUUUACGCUGGCCGACUCGGCGGCCUUUGUAACACACGCACCGCGGAAGCUGAACGAAGCGUUAGCUCUUGUGCGUCCAUUUCAGAUUACGGUUUGGCCACCGGUGAUCAUAACUAUUUUGAUUUCUGGACCCAUACUAUACAUCAUUAUCUCCACGCCCUAUCGAUGGAGGUACGGCUGUAAUGGAGUUAAUUCACGGCACCGGAAUCGCUAUCAAACGUUCCGGCAGCGCAAACCAGCCUUUUACAACAUGCGUUAUAUCGAGGAAAUGAGCUACACACGUGUCGUGGCUCGGCGAACUUUCAGGACCAACGAUGGUCAGGAUUAUCCAAGCUUAGACCGUUGCAUAUGGUAUACGAUCAACGUGUACUUAAGGCAAUCGGCCAACAUUCCAUUCGAUGGUCAUCUUGCGCGGUUCUUCUCGAUCUUGCUUUGGCUGUGCGCUACCUACGUACUCGGAGACGUCUAUUCGGCACAGCUAACGUCCCAGCUGGCACGCCCGGCACGCGAAAGCCCUAUCAAUACGCUCGGACGGUUAGAAAAUCGCAUGACACGUGAUGGGUACGAGUUGUUGGUGGAACGCCAGAGUGCAUUCCAUGCUGCGCUGGUAAACUCUACCGGCGUAUUACAACGGCUCUAUCGACUGACACGACAACGAUCGGUAAACGAUUCCUUUCUGGUCAAAUCCGUCGAGGAAGGCAUACGUGUGUUGCAGAGUGAUCCGAAGUACGCUGUCUUUGGAGGUCGAGAAACGUUAUAUUUCAACACCAAACGGUACGGUGCUAAUCGGUUUCAGCUGAGCGAGAAGCUGUACACGCGCUAUUCUGCUGUGGCCGUGCAGAUAGGAUGUCCGUUUUUGGACAGCUUGAACGAGGUCAUCAUGCACCUGUUCGAGGCAGGCAUUGUGGAGAAGAUAACCAUAGCAGAAUACGAGCAGAUGUUCGGACGCCAUAAGGGAGGCAUUUCGCACUCGGAAGAAACUGUGCGCUCGACGAAAUCUACCAACUCUGACUGUGACACAGACGGUACCGGGAACAAACGAAAGACGGAUUCGAACGAUAAACUGCAGCCAAUGAAUUUACGCAUGUUGCAAGGCGCAUUUCUGGUGCUAGCAUGUGGUCACAUGCUUGGAGGAGUUUGUCUGUUUAUUGAAAGACACAUUAAAAUGAUCAAGAGAUGUGGGGAAAUAAUCGACCACAUUGGUGUUAAGAUUGCACAGUGGAAGUGA
This is a messenger RNA of Anopheles marshallii, 2274 nucleotides long. RefSeq names its product ionotropic receptor 40a (gene Ir40a). NCBI's taxonomy places the organism in Eukaryota, Metazoa, Arthropoda, Insecta, Diptera, Culicidae. The coding region runs from base 1 to 2274 and encodes 757 amino acids. The record is from RefSeq and is a predicted model, not a curated record. The transcript is spliced from 6 exons. Gene Ontology annotation, molecular function: ligand-gated monoatomic ion channel activity. Gene Ontology annotation, cellular component: membrane.